CGCUAUUUUGCCAAACACGCCCAAAAUCUAAAAAUACGGUCAUCUUCAACGAUUUUACAGAUCCUGGUUCCAAGUUAAACACAUGCGAUCGAUUACAUAUAUAAGUGGUAGAGAGAGAGAGAGGCCAUCGGAAGUUGAAAAGCUAAUUAGGUCUAGAAGAUUCGUCGAAAAGGAAAACACAUAGAAUGGGGCGGAAGAAGCUCGAAAUGAAGCGGAUCGAAGAUAAGAGUAGCAGGUUAGUGACGUUUUCGAAGCGGAGAGUGGGAUUGAUUAAGAAAGCACGGCAUCUUUCCGUGCUCUGCGACGUCGAUGUCGCCGUCAUCGUGUUCUCCGCCCGCGGCAAGCUCUAUGAAUCCUGCACCGGCAGUACUAGCAGGAUGGAACAUAUUCUUUCUAGAUAUCAGAAAAGCUGCCUUGAAGAGGAGGUAAAGGAAGAGGAGAAAACCUUCCAAGGAGCUGGUGAAGAUUUAUGCAAACGUUUUCAAACAUGUAAAGAGCUUCUACAGACGGUGGACAGGCUUGUUGAAGAGAAAAAUAAUAAUAAUCAUGAGCUCCCUCUGAUUGAGAUUACACAACUAGAAGAAGAUCUUGAUGCUGCUCUUGAGCAAACAAGGUCAAGAAAGGUAAAGACACAGUUGAUGGUGGAGUACAUAUCAACCCUCCAAGAACAGGAAAAGAAGUUGGGUGAAGACAAGGAACAACUGGAGAAGCUGAUUGCAGCAUCAGAAGAAAAGCAGAUCAAGGAAGAAGGGUUGAAGGUCUGAACGACCUUGCAACUAACAAGAUGAAUUCGCCUCAACAUCUCGCUCUCUCUCUUUUUAACGCCUAAAAGUCGCUACCCUUGCUUCCUGUAAAAAAAAAUUAAAAU
Lactuca saligna is the source of this 868-nucleotide messenger RNA. NCBI's taxonomy places the organism in Eukaryota, Viridiplantae, Streptophyta, Magnoliopsida, Asterales, Asteraceae. The record is from the annotation of a GenBank genome assembly.